UUACAGCGCAGAAUCGCAGUGUAGCAGACAACUGUGUGACGAGAAGGUAUUGUAGAUUGUAGGGUGAAAAAUGUUGCGCUGUAUUACGUUACCGCCUUCUCUUAAUCAGGGCUUAGCAUCCCUGAUACGCAAUAAUAUUACUUUAUCAGGAUGUCCUGGAACUUUAGUCAAUCAAGCCAAACAUAUGGUCACAGACGCAGUAGUGCAAGAAAGUGGACCUUCCUUGCCACAAAAAGUAAAAAAGAAGCCCUAUAGUCCUUUCCAAGAUACCAACAAUAUCGCUGAAUAUGCAGUGGCACGAUUAGAUGAUCUUAUAAAUUGGGGUCGCAAAGGAUCACUAUGGCCUCUUACAUUUGGUCUAGCCUGUUGUGCAGUCGAAAUGAUGCAUAUUGCAGCUCCAAGAUACGAUAUGGACAGAUAUGGAGUUGUAUUCAGAGCCUCUCCAAGACAAGCUGAUGUUAUUAUUGUUGCUGGUACUCUCACAAAUAAAAUGGCACCUGCAUUGAGAAGAGUGUAUGAUCAAAUGCCUGAACCCCGAUGGGUCAUUUCAAUGGGAAGCUGUGCCAAUGGUGGUGGUUAUUAUCAUUAUAGUUAUUCUGUUGUCAGAGGAUGUGAUAGGAUUUUGCCUGUGGACAUAUAUGUGCCAGGAUGUCCCCCAACAGCAGAAGCUUUAAUGUAUGGCAUCCUUCAAUUGCAGAAGAAGGUGAAACGUAUGAAAGAUGUACAGUUAUGGUACAGAAAAUAAUGUAAAUGUACAUAAUAAUUGUAAUAGAUCAUAUAUACAUGUUGAUAUUAUAAUAUAACAUGUUGGUAUAUAAAUAUGAUAAAAGUAA
Molecule: messenger RNA, 833 nt
Organism: Bombus pyrosoma
Lineage: Eukaryota; Metazoa; Arthropoda; Insecta; Hymenoptera; Apidae
Product: NADH-quinone oxidoreductase subunit B 2-like
Exons: 3
Coding region: 71-745 (224 amino acids)
Biological process (GO): electron transport coupled proton transport; aerobic respiration; mitochondrial respiratory chain complex I assembly
Molecular function (GO): NADH dehydrogenase (ubiquinone) activity; quinone binding; 4 iron, 4 sulfur cluster binding
Source: RefSeq, a predicted model, not a curated record